Molecule: messenger RNA, 11768 nt
Organism: Tyto alba (common barn owl)
Lineage: Eukaryota; Metazoa; Chordata; Aves; Strigiformes; Tytonidae
Gene: NAV2
Product: neuron navigator 2
Exons: 40
Coding region: 797-8155 (2452 amino acids)
Biological process (GO): neurogenesis; nervous system development
Molecular function (GO): protein binding; ATP hydrolysis activity; ATP binding
Source: RefSeq, a predicted model, not a curated record
UGAAGUGGCGGCUGCUUUCCCUUCCGUCUGACAGCUGAAUGCUUUUCUUUAUUAUUAUUUAUUUAUUUCCCCCCCUCCCUCCGGGGUUUCAUGAUCAGCACUGGGGGAGCCGGGAAAUUUUGUGGCCACUGGCAUAUUUUUAUUUAAAAUUGCUGUCAGUGGACGUUUCUCCUUCUGCUCCAGCAUCGUUGUCCUGUUCACAGCUAUUAAGGCUUAAGAAGCUUGAUUCUCUGAGGCUUGUAUCUAAGGGCAUCAGUCAUUAGCACACUGAGCUACAUCUGCUUCUUGGCUAAGACUGAAGAAAGACAUCUUAAGCUGGAAAUCCUGCUUGCUCACUCGCUCUCUAGUGCAUACGGAAGGGGAAGCAUAUGCAGCAGGUUCCUUUUUUUUUUUUUUUUUUUUUUUUUUUUUAAUUCCAAAAGGCUGCCUCACUUUGGAGAUGCAGUGACACGGUAAUGGAGUGAAAGUCUCCUGUUUCCAGGGGAGAAAAUUAUACGAGUCAGAGAAAGGAAAGAGGAAGUUAAAUAACAGCAGAAAUAGGAAAAAGGACAGUGGUGAAGAGCUGAAAAUAAAAUUAGAGGAAACAGGUGGAAGGCUGGCAUAAAGCUGGGAGAUAUUUUAGGCUUAAACUGUGUGGUUGUUCUUUUUUUUUUUUAAUUUUUGUUCUGAUUUCUAAGCUCAUUUUGGUGAUCCCUGCAGUAAACCAGGCUGCUUCCCCAACGUGUCCUUUUCUCUCUCCCUGCCUGCUGUCUCUGCUGCUGCUGACAGAAACGUGUUAGGAAAGCAGAAAGAGAAAAUGCCAGCCAUCCUGGUAGCCUCCAAAAUGAAAUCGGGACUACCUAAACCCGUACACAGCGCUGCUCCAAUCCUGCAUGUCCCAACGGCCAGGACCAUCCCGCAGCCCUGUUACCUGAAGUUUGGGAACAAGGUGGAGGUGACGAAGCCAUUGUAUUCCAGCCAGAUUCCUCUCAAAUCUCCUAACGGACAAGAAAAUGCAGGAGAUGGACUCCCACCAAGGAAGAGUAGCUCGGUAGAAAAUGGAUUUGACACACAGAUUUAUACGGAUUGGGCUAAUCACUACCUAGCAAAAUCUGGUCACAAGAGAUUGAUAAAGGAUCUACAGCAAGAUGUGACUGAUGGAGUCUUAUUAGCUGAAAUAAUCCAGGUUGUAGCAAAUGAAAAGAUUGAAGACAUCAAUGGCUGCCCCAAAAAUAAGUCUCAAAUGAUUGAAAACAUAGAUGCGUGCCUGAGUUUCUUGGCUGCUAAGGGAAUUAACAUACAGGGGCUGUCAGCAGAAGAAAUCAGGAAUGGGAAUCUGAAGGCCAUCUUGGGCCUUUUCUUCAGUUUAUCUCGAUACAAGCAACAGCAACAGCAGCCACAGAAACAGCAACCACACCACCAUCCGUCCCAGCAGCCUCCCUCAGUACCCCAGCAAGGAGGGCCUCCAUCCCAGUGCCAGGCCGGGGUACUGCAGCACCAGGUACCGGCCUCGCCCCAGCCUCCGUGCCAACUGCCCCCUCAAGCUGCGCAGCAGCAGUUCAAAGCACAACCAGAAAUGCAGUCCAGUGCAUCUCCCAGGGACUCAUCUCAAAGCAAAAUCAUCCGAUUCACUCUUGGUCAGAAAAAGUCUUCUAGACUUCCAGGCCCCACGACAAGAGUGUCCACUGCAGGCAGUGAGGCCAAGGCUCGUGGUUCUAUCAGUGCCAACAAUCGUCGCAGCCAGAGCUUUAACAAUUAUGACAAAUCUAAGCCUGGACUUCCCCCUCCAACACCAACAAGUAGCAAUGACAAAGAGUCCGCAGACAGUACAGCCUCCCAGCCCACAGGAAUGAAUGAAAAUGUCUCAUCCUCGGUUCAAAGCUGCAGCAGUACUGUUAGUUGCAAUAACUCAUCAGCCAUCCCUCAGCCCAGCUCUGCGAUUAAACCUUGGCGCAGCAAGUCCCUUAGUGCUAAGCACACAGCCACGUCUUCCAUGUUAUCCGUAAAGCAGCCCAUAUCGGAGCCUCCAAAACCACCCUUGGAAAUCGCCAAAACAACUCCCAAUGGUCAGAAAUCCAUGCUUGAAAAAUUAAAACUCUUCAAUAGCAAAGGCGGCUCCAAAGCAGGAGGGACAACGCUUGAGUGUCCAGGGUCUCAGGACAACAGUUGUGAAAAGCUGGAGACACUUCUCAGCUUUGAGGAAAGUGAAGAAAUUGAUGCCGUGAAUCAGAACAUGAACAAUCCGGGAUCAAUGUCCAGUAGUCCCAAAAUUGCACUCAAGGGAAUUGCACAAAGGACUUUUAGUCGGGCACUAACUAAUAAGAAAAGUUCUCCAAAGGGUAAUGAGAAGGAUAAAGAGAAACAGAAAGAGAAAGAGAAGGAUAAAAGUAAAGACAUUGCAAAGAGAACAUCUAUCACUGAAAAGCUGGACCUGAAAGAGGAACCAAAAGAAGAACAGACAGCACUAGCAACAACAGAGAUGCCAAAAAAGUCCUCCAAGAUCGCAAGCUUUAUCCCUAAAGGAGGAAAGCUGAAUAGUGCCAAGAAGGAGGCUUCUGCCCCUUCCCACAGUGGGAUACCAAAACCAGGAAUGAAAAACACCACAGGGAAAUCCUCAAGUGCCCCCGCUCCUGCAAAGGAAGGCGACAGAAGCCGCAGCGGGAAAGCUGGCUCGGGGCUCUCUCAUCAGAAGUCUCAGCUGGACAGCAGGCAUUCCAGCUCCUCAUCCAGCCUGGCCUCUUCAGAAGGAAAAGGUGUAGGAGGCCUCAACAGCAGCAGCAGCAGCCAAGCUGUCAACGGCCCCACCGCGACGACACACACCACAGGGAGCAAUACUGUGAGUGUUCAGCUACCUCAUCCCCAACAGCAAUACAGCCACCCGAACACUGCCACGGUUGCUCCCUUCAUGUACAGAUCGCAGACAGACAAUGAAGGGAAUGUAACAGCCGAGGCCAGCACAGGAGGGGUCAGCAUGGAUUCUGCUCUUUAUGUCAAAACUGGACAGCCUGCUCUUGAAGACCUCUCAGGAGAGGAUCCAGAAACUCGGCGGUUACGAACUGUGAAAAACAUUGCUGAUCUUCGACAGAACUUAGAGGAAACCAUGUCCAGUUUACGGGGAACCCAGGUCACUCACAGCACAUUGGAAACUACCUUUGACACCAACGUCACUACCGAGAUAAGUGGCCGCAGCAUCCUCAGCUUGACGGGACGACCGACCCCUUUAUCGUGGAGACUAGGGCAGUCCAGCCCUCGCUUGCAGGCAGGCGACGCUCCGUCGAUGGGCAAUGGGUACCCUCCGCGAGGGAACGCCAGCCGCUUCAUCAACACGGAGUCGGGACGUUACAUGUAUUCGGCACCGUUACGGAGGCAGCUCGCGUCUCGGGGGAGCAGUGUCUGCCAUGUGGACAUCUCAGACAAGGGAAGUGAUGAAAUGGAUCUGGAAGGCAUCACCAUGGAUGCCACUGGCUACAUGAGUGAUGGGGAUGUUCUGGGCAAGAAUAUCAGAGCUGAUGACAUCACGAGUGGGUACAUGACCGAUGGUGGUCUGGGCCUCUAUACUCGAAGGCUAAACCGGCUGCCAGAUGGCAUGGCUGCAGUGCGGGAGACGAUGCAGCGUAACACUUCACUGGGACUCGGAGAUGCUGACAGCUGGGAUGACAGCAGCUCUGUCAGCAGUGGGAUCAGUGACACCAUAGAUAAUCUCAGUACGGAUGACAUUAACACUAGCUCCUCUAUCAGCUCCUAUGCCAACACACCUGCCUCCUCCCGCAAAAACUUAGAUGCACAGACUGAUGCAGAAAAGCAUUCCCAGGUUGAGCGGAAUUCCUUAUGGUCCGGUGAUGAAGUCAAGAAAUCAGAUGGAGGAUCUGAUAGCGGUAUAAAAAUGGAGCCAGGACCUAAAUGGAGGCGGAAUCCUUCUGAUGUGUCAGAUGAAUCUGAUAAAAGCACUUCUGGAAGGAAGAACACUGUUAUUUCACAGACGGGCUCCUGGCGACGGGGCAUGUCGGCUCAGGUUGGCAUUACCACACCAAGGACUAAACCUUCAACCACCUCAGGCACAUUAAAGACACCUGGAACAGGGAAAACUGAUGACGCCAAGGUAUCAGAAAAGGGUAGACUAUCUCCUAAAGCUGGACAUGUUAAACGUUCCCCAUCAGAUGCAGGACGCAGCAGUGGUGAUGAAUCCAAAAAGCUUCCCACAAGUAACUCUAGAACAACUGCUGCUAAUGCUAAUACAUUUGGAUUUAAGAAACAGAGCGGGUCAGCUGUAGGCAUGACUAUAAUCACUGCCAGUGGGGCAACUAUCACCAGUAGAUCGGCUACCCUGGGAAAAAUCCCAAAGUCAUCUGGACUCAUGGGUAGGACCACUGGUCGGAAGACUAGUGUUGAUGGCUCACAGAACCAGGAUGAUGGCUACUUAGCACUUAGUGCCCGAACUAAUCUUCAGUAUCGUAGUUUACCCCGGCCCAGUAAAUCCAGUAGCAGAAGUGGAGCUGGGAAUAGAUCUAGCACAAGUAGCAUAGACUCCAACAUAAGCAGCAAGUCAGCUGGGCUGCCUGUCCCUAAAAUGAGAGAGCCUGCCAAGGUAAUCCUUGGAAACUCUCUGCCAGGAUUAGUCAAUCAGACUGAUAAAGAGAAAGGGAUUUCGUCUGACAACGAAAGCGUGGCCUCAUGUAAUUCUGUUAAAGUGAACCCUGCAUCACAGACUGCUUCUAGCGGAGCUCAAAGUACCCACCAGCAAGGAGCCAAGUACCCCGAUGUGGCCUCUCCCACUUUGCGCAGACUUUUCGGUGGCAAGCCUAGUAAACAAGUUCCCAUCACAACAGCUGAAAAUAUGAAAAAUUCAGUAGUCAUCUCCAAUCCUCAUGCUACUAUGAACCAGCAGGGUAAUCUUGAUUCACCAUCUGGCAGUGGUGUGCUGAGCAGUGGGGGCAGCAGUCCUCUGUAUAGUAAAAACACAGAUAUGAACCAAUCUCCACUAGCUUCUAGUCCCAGUUCAGCACAUUCAGCUCCAUCCAACAGCUUAACGUGGGGUACCAACGCAAGUAGCUCUUCUGCUGUUAGCAAGGAUGGCAUUGGAUAUCAGUCUGUCAGCAGCCUUCACACCAGCUGUGAAUCCAUUGAUAUCUCUCUGAGCAGUGGAGGCGGGCUGAGCCAUAACUCCUCCACUGGCUUGAUUCCAGCCUCUAAAGAUGAUUCUCUGACUCCCUUUGUCCGAACCAACAGUGUUAAGACUACAUUGUCUGAAAGCCCUCUUUCUUCCCCUGCUGCUAGCCCCAAAUUCUGCCGAAAUACUUUGCCCAGGAGGCAGGACAGCGACCCACAUCUUGAUAGGAACACUUUGCCUAAGAAGGGACUCAGGUAUACUCCAUCCUCCCAACUCCGUAAUCAAGAAGAUGCAAAAGAAUGGCUACGAUCCCAUUCAGCAGGAGGACUUCAGGAUACUGCUGGCAAUUCUCCAUUUUCAUCUGGAUCCAGCAUAACAUCACCCUCUGGAACUAGAUUUAACUUCUCACAGCUUGCAAGCCCAACCACCGCAGCCCAGAUGAGCCUGUCAAAUCCAACCAUGCUACGGACCCACAGCCUUUCCAAUGCGGAUGGUCCUUAUGACCCCUAUAGCGAUACGCGCUUCAGGAACAGCUCCAUGUCCCUGGAUGAGAAAAGCAGAACAAUGAGCCGGUCUGGCUCUUUCCGUGAUGGCUUUGAAGAAGUGCAUGGUUCUUCUCUCUCUUUGGUGUCCAGUACAUCAUCCAUUUAUUCAACACCUGAAGAGAAGUGCCAGUCAGAGAUUCGCAAGCUACGAAGAGAGUUGGAUGCAUCCCAAGAAAAAGUGUCAGCUCUGACAACUCAGUUGACUGCCAAUGCUCACCUGGUGGCAGCAUUUGAGCAGAGCCUGGGGAACAUGACAAUCAGACUGCAGAGCCUGACGAUGACCGCAGAACAAAAGGACUCAGAACUGAAUGAGUUAAGGAAGACUAUUGAACUACUGAAGAAGCAAAAUGCUGCUGCCCAGGCUGCCAUCAAUGGAGUCAUCAACACACCUGAGCUCAACUGCAAAGGACCUGGAGCUGCUCAACCCACAGACCUGCGGAUCCGAAGGCAGCACUCUUCGGAUAGUGUCUCCAGUAUUAACAGUGCUACCAGUCACUCCAGUGUGGGAAGCAACAUCGAGAGCGAUUCAAAGAAAAAGAAGAGGAAGAACUGGGUCAAUGAGUUACGCAGCUCCUUCAAGCAAGCUUUUGGUAAAAAGAAAUCUCCCAAGUCAGCAUCUUCUCAUUCAGAUAUUGAGGAGAUGACUGAUUCAUCGUUACCUUCUUCACCAAAGCUACCGCACCAUAACUCCACUGUUUCAACACCGUUGCUGAGAGCUUCACAUUCCAACUCUCUUAUUUCUGAAUGCACUGACAGCGAAGCUGAAACGGUCAUGCAAUUACGAAAUGAGCUCAGAGACAAGGAGAUGAAGCUGACUGAUAUUCGGCUAGAAGCUCUUAGCUCUGCUCAUCAGCUUGACCAGCUUCGGGAGGCGAUGAACAGAAUGCAGAGUGAGAUUGAAAAAUUAAAAGCAGAAAAUGAUCGGCUGAAAUCUGAAAACCAUGGCAGCUGCAGCAGGGCUCAGUCUCAGGUUUCCAUUUCAUCCUCUCCAAGACAUUCAAUGGGUCUCUCUCAACACAGUUUGAACCUCACAGAGUCAACCAGUCUUGACAUGCUGUUAGAUGACACUGGAGAUGGCUCUGCCCGGAAAGAAGGAGGCAGGCACGUCAAAAUAGUUGUCAGUUUUCAGGAUGAAAUGAAAUGGAAGGAGGAUUCAAGGCCUCGCACCUUCCUCAUAGGCUGCAUCGGGGUCAGUGGCAAGACCAAGUGGGAUGUUCUGGAUGGAGUUGUAAGACGGUUGUUCAAGGAGUAUAUCAUUCACGUGGAUCCCGUGAGCCAGCUAGGACUGAAUUCAGACAGUGUUCUGGGCUACAGCAUUGGAGAAAUCAAACGCACUAAUAGUGCAGAGACACCUGAGCUGUUGCCCUGUGGCUAUCUGGUUGGAGAAAACAACACUAUUUCAGUUACUAUCAAAGGUAUCUGCGAGAACAGUUUGGAUGGUCUGGUGUUUGAAUCACUGAUCCCAAAGCCUAUACUGCAGCGUUAUGUCUCUCUCCUGAUGGAACAUAGACGGAUUAUUUUAUCUGGCCCCAGUGGCACUGGUAAAACAUAUCUAGCAAACCGUCUGUCUGAGUACAUGGUCCUUAGAGAGGGCAGGGAGUUGGCCGAUGGCAUUAUUGCAACCUUCAAUGUGGACCAUAAAUCCAGUAAGGAACUCCGCCAAUACCUGUCCAACCUUGCAGACCAGUGUAACAGUGAAAAUAAUGCUGUGGAUAUGCCUCUUGUAAUCAUUUUGGAUAAUUUGCAUCAUGUUAGCUCCCUAGGAGAGAUCUUUAAUGGACUUCUAAACUGCAAGUACCACAAAUGUCCAUAUAUUAUUGGCACAAUGAACCAAGCCACCUCUUCAACACCUAAUCUUCAACUUCACCAUAAUUUCAGAUGGGUGCUGUGUGCUAACCACACUGAACCGGUCAAAGGCUUUCUUGGCCGUUUCUUGAGAAGAAAACUAAUUGAAACAGAGAUCAGUGGCAGGAUGAGAAAUGCAGAGCUGGUUAAAAUUAUUGAUUGGAUUCCCAAGGUCUGGCAUCAUCUGAACAAAUUCUUGGAGGCUCACAGCUCCUCUGAUGUUACUAUUGGUCCACGGCUCUUCCUCUCCUGUCCGAUAGAUGUAGAUGGUUCUAGAGUUUGGUUUACUGACUUGUGGAAUUACUCCAUCAUCCCAUAUCUUCUGGAGGCAGUUAGAGAAGGGCUACAGUUGUAUGGGAGGAGAGCGCCCUGGGAAGAUCCCGCCAAAUGGGUAAUGGACACCUAUCCUUGGGCAGCCACCCCCCAGCACCAUGAGUGGCCUCCUCUGCUACAGCUGCGGCCUGAAGACGUGGGCUUUGAUGGCUACUCGAUGUCACGGGAAGGCUCAACGAGCAAACAAGUUCCAGUGAGUGAUGCUGAAGGAGAUCCUUUGAUGAAUAUGCUAAUGAGACUGCAAGAAGCAGCCAACUACUCAAGUCCCCAGAGUUACGACAGUGACUCUAACAGCAACAGCCAUCAUGAUGACAUCCUCGAUUCGUCUCUGGAGUCGACCUUGUGAUCUUCCACAGAUAGAAAUAGGUUGUUUCCAUUAUUGCUUUCCCACUUGGCAAGAACCCUGAUCACAGACUCAUGAAAAGGGCGUGUUCCUGGGCUGGGCUGGGAUCUCAGUAUUAGAGCUGCAAGAACAGCAAGACACGUAGAGUCACUCUUGAACCUGGGUGCAGGCAACCCAAGCAACCUUUGUAUUGUUUUUCUUUUGACGAUGAUGAGAACUGCACUAUUCCUUUGUUUUCUUCUGUUUAGUUGCUGUAAGCGCUCAUGCCUAAGAUACUGAAGAUGUUAAAAAUAAAUCAUCAUUGCUAAAAGUUGAAGGUGCGGGGGGGAUCUUCACAGCUAUGAAGCAAACAGCUUUGUGUCAUGUACUAUCUGGAAGGAGAGGGGAGAGGAAAUUUUUGCCUAUGCUGCUUCUGACCAAACACAUUUAGGUGAGGGCUGGACUUUUACCAAUCAGCUUUGUGGAUUAAACUCAGCUUCAUAUAGUUCUGGUGCUAUAACAAUAUCGCUUGCCUUGGUAAUAAUACUCAAUAAAGGCAAAGCUGCAAAACAGGGAAGUUUGAAUAAAUAUUUUAAAAGAUUUAAAAAAAAAAAAAAAAAAAGAAAAAGAAAAGAAAACAAAAAGCGCUGCUCUCCUUGCCAGUCUGAGACCUUGGCUUUCUUUCAUUGUGUGUUUAUAAAGAUAUAUAUAUAAAUAGGAAUAUAUAAAAAUAUAUAUACGGUCUGAACAAAUCAGGUUUUUUCAAACACUGUGUAACAAUCAAUCCUACUACAAGUGAAAGAUCAGGUAGCCCUUUGCUAGUCAGGGCCUGAUUCUCUCCCCAGUUACAUCCACAUAACCAACUCGGUUGACUUCAGUGGCAUUACACCCAAUUUAUUUACACUGAUGUGAGUGAGUUUCCCUCCUCCGCAGAAGUCAGCGAAAGGGCCUUGCCCUGUGAAGUCCUACAGCUCUGAAGGACGUUCGGCAGUGCACAGGCGUCAUGAGCCCUGUACACGGGGGUGCACUGCACCCCUGAAAAGGGAUUAAUCGGACUUUCAGUUUAUAAUUCUUGCCAUGAAAUGUUACAGCUGUUUUCUAAAACCUUUGGGUUUUGUUCAGAGGUUUUGUUCCAAUCAGCACAACCACAAAUGUGUUAAUUAAAACUCUGCUCUGUGGCAGUUCCAGUGCUACUGUGGUGACAACAUUUAUUUCCAUGACAUUUCUUUUUAACUAGUAAAAAAAAAAAAAAUGGUAUUUUAGCAGUAUUCAGAUCUGGAAGAAAAGGAGGGAAGGUACUACAUCUUUUAAGUUUAGCUGGGCCAUGCUUUUGAGUUUUGGCAGAGCUGUGAACCUGGUUUUAUUUCUCCUCCUCUCUGAACGCACACACCUACACUAUCAGUGUUAAGGCUUGUACUUCUGUUGGGGAACAAGAACACCUCCCAAGGAAUUGCACUUUCCUUUUUACGGAAGCAAAUGCUUACACCACCAUCACAACGUCAGCUGUACCUCAGCAAAAACAUCACUCCUCAAUAUUGAUUUGUACUAGCCUUUCCAGCUAUCUUUUGGUGCUGACUUUUAAAGCGAUGCCUUAUUUUGUACUAAUUGUGUUUGAUUAAAUUAGUGCUGUAUAUUAUGAGAUUUUAUUUAAAGAAACAGGGCUAUAGUCAUCUCUUGGAAUAUCAUAAGUUGCUGUGAAUAUUGUUUGUAUGAGAUGCUAAAAUUUGUUUAAAUGUGACAAAAAAGGAGGGAAAUGAGAUAACUUUUCGGGUUCAUAUCAAUCCGCAGCUAAUAAAUCACUAAAGAGCUGUUCUAUCCAUGCAGGAGGGAAAAAAAAAAAAGCUUUUCAGCUAUAAUAAAUGAUGUCAUUAGUAAAUUACAGGAAUAUGCUGGUAUUUCAAUGUGGAGAAAGAAAACUUAUUACAAACACUUUUUUAAGAGCUUGUGGGUUUAAAGUAAUAGACAAGUUCAUGCUUCUGUGACUCAGCUUGAGAGGAUCGUUUUAUUAUACCUCAUGACUUUCUGUAACAUAACUGUACUUUGUCUUACUGAGCUGGUCUUGAAUCUGCUCCCGUUACAACUUUUAAGUGCUGAUGACUUUUUGUUUUUAAAGAAAAAUAUUGUAAAAGAAAAAUUUAAAUAUUUUAACGAUGGGGGUGAAAUGCUUGGUGUUGUUACUGUUUUAACCUUAUGAACUCUAUUUCAUUAUUUCACUGAAUGAAAUACCAAGGGUUACUCAGCCAAUGUUCCUAAUCCAGUUCUUGGUACUGUAAAAACGGGAUAGAUCUAUAUGGAAUCAUAUACAUAGCAUGCUGAUGAUGAGUUUGAGAGAGGUUAAUUUUUCCAGUAGUCUUGACAAUUCUGCUUCCCAGCACUGACUUUACCUACUACUACUGUGAAUUUUGGUACCUAAUCCCCCAACUGAAUCCAUGCAGAUAGAGCAUGUGCCUGUAGAAAAAUCCAGUUGCAGGGCUAGGGCUUUAAAUGGACUUAAUAUCCUAGAAAAUGUCUCAGUUAACCUUUAACUGAGUGCUGUAAGAUGUUUAAAAUGGUGUUUUAUUUGUGGGGAAUGGGGUACUGUUUGUUUUUUUUUUUUUCCUCCUUUUUAAUCCUGUGCUUAAGCUCAGGAAAUAAUUUCUGUUAUCUUCUGUUUUGUAUUGACACUAACUUGGAUUACAGUGAGAGAGGCAAUUUUGAGUAGGCUAGUCAUUCUAAGCAUCACAAUAUUCAGUGUCUUUUCUGAAACUUCGGGAAGCAGGGUUACCUGUUGUGCACGUCUUAGUUUUUAAUCAAGACUUUUCAUAGAUUAAAUCUCUCUUCAAGUGACUUUAUUCUCAUUAAAGGCUUUUUCAAAACGCUUCCUUUUUUUAUUUUUCUUCUUUUUUUGCCUUUUUUUCCUUGAGAAGUUGGCUUGUUUAAAAAAAAAAAAAAAACAAGAAAGAAAUGCAAGAUUCUAUGCAACAUUCACAUUGAGUUCUAAAUUGAAAGUAUAAACCAUUUUCUUUCCUUCAGAACUGCCAAGAAUGAUACAGGCCAUAAAUGAGAUGUGUUUUAUUUAGGGAAAGGGAGGGGAGGGGGUUGGUUAGCCUUUUUGUACAUUUUGGAAGAAGCAAACUGAUAUUUCAUUGUUGAUGCUUAACUUCGAUAUUAUGUGUAUGAAAUCUUGUCUAAAUGUGGCAAUUUUCUUUCAAGAAAAAAAUACAAAAACAAAGCAAAAAAAUCUUUGUCAAUAUUAAAUGGAAGGUUGCUGUUUUGAUCUAGUCAUUUCCAGUGGAACAGUUUAUGAAAUAUGUUCUAUAAGAUGUACAUUUUUUCAUUGUAACAUAGAAAUGUAAAUAUUUGAUUAAAAGUGCUGCAUUUUGAUGAAUUUUUUCUAGCCAUUUUUAAAGAGAAAAACUAGGAAUUGAGUAUUUUGUGUACGUUUAUGAUGUUUUCCAUUUGCUCCUCUCCCUAUUUAAUUUUCAGUUCUCAUUUAGGAUUGGAAUUUGUGAAUGGUCUGUUUGAGAUCAUGCUUCCCCUUUCUCACCUUCCCCAUUUCUCUCCCUUCCCUGCCCCUGUGUCAUGGAGAAUAAAGCUGAUGAUUGUACCAGUCUUAAAUUAUUCAUGAUCCAAUAAAAUUGAUGCUUAUUUAUUCAGA